Molecule: messenger RNA, 2649 nt
Organism: Daldinia caldariorum
Lineage: Eukaryota; Fungi; Ascomycota; Sordariomycetes; Xylariales; Hypoxylaceae
Product: glycosyltransferase family 35 protein
Exons: 7
Coding region: 1-2649 (882 amino acids)
Biological process (GO): glycogen catabolic process
Cellular component (GO): cytoplasm
Molecular function (GO): glycogen phosphorylase activity; pyridoxal phosphate binding
Source: RefSeq, a predicted model, not a curated record
AUGGCGUCCACAGAACGUCUACCGACCAGGGAACGCCGCCCCUCCACAGCUGCACCUAUCGUCGAUAUAGUCGGUUCCGUAAGCCCUGCGGGAAUCUCUCGUCCCAAACAUAAGCGCACUUUCACAGGUUUUGGGGCCAGCGAGAUCAAGAGCGUAGAAGCGGCGAUCCCCGAGCCCCAACGCAAGACAUGGACCAAGCACCAAUUCCAAGGCUUCAAGACAAAGGAUGAGUUCGAAAAGGAGGUUGUUCGCCAUGUCGAAACGACUUUGGCUCGCAGCAUGUUCAACUGCGACGAGUCGGCCGCUUACUCAGCUACAAGCUUAGCGUUCCGCGAUCGCCUAGUUAAGGAGUGGAACAAGACUCAGCAGCGCCAGACCUUCACAGACAGCAAGCGUGUCUAUUACCUGAGUUUAGAGUUCUUAAUGGGACGCGCUUUAGACAAUGCUAUGCUCAACAUUGGCGCUAAGGCCACUGCCAAAGAGGGUCUUGAUGAGCUCGGUUUCCGUAUCGAGGACAUCAUCGGCCAAGAACACGACGCUGCAUUGGGUAAUGGUGGUCUCGGGCGACUUGCAGCAUGCUUCCUCGACAGUCUCGCCUCCUUGAACUAUCCCGCCUGGGGCUACGGUUUAAGAUACCGCUAUGGUAUUUUCAAGCAGGAGAUUAUCGACGGAUACCAAGUCGAGGUCCCUGACUACUGGCUCGACUUCAACCCAUGGGAAUUCCCAAGACACGAUGUCACAGUCGAUAUCCAAUUCUACGGCAAUGUUCGCAAGUCUCAAGAUGAGAACGGAAAGACGGUAGCCUUCUGGGAAGGAGGCGAAACCGUCACUGCUGUAGCUUACGACGUACCGAUUCCCGGCUACGACACACCCUCUACUAAUAACUUGCGGCUGUGGUCCAGCAAAGCUGCUAGUGGCGAAUUCGACUUCCAGAAGUUCAAUAGCGGAGAGUACGAGAGCUCAGUAGCGGACCAGCAGAGAGCGGAGACCAUCAGUGCCGUCUUGUAUCCUAAUGACAACCUCGACCGUGGAAAGGAGCUGCGUCUCAAGCAACAGUACUUCUGGGUUGCCGCCUCGCUCUACGAUAUCGUCCGCCGAUUCAAGAAGACGAAGCGUGGUUGGAGUGAAUUCCCCGACCAGAUCGCCAUCCAACUCAACGACACCCACCCGACAUUGGCUAUUGUAGAACUCCAGCGGAUACUAAUCGAUGAAGAAGGUCUUGAAUGGGAUGUUGCUUGGCGGAUAGUUACAGGGACCUUUGGCUACACGAACCACACAGUCUUGCCUGAGGCUCUGGAGAAGUGGCCCGUUGGCCUGGUACAACAUCUCCUGCCUCGCCAUCUUCAGAUCAUCUACGACAUCAACCUUUUCUUCCUGCAAUCGGUAGAAAAGAAAUUCCCCGAAGACCGGGACCUCCUGCGCCGGGUCUCGAUCAUCGAAGAAUCCCAGCCCAAGAUGGUCCGCAUGGCAUUCCUCGCCGUCGUCGGUUCGCACAAGGUCAACGGUGUUGCGGAGCUACAUUCGGAUCUCAUCCAGACGACCAUCUUCAAGGACUUCGUAAACAUCUUUGGCGCCGACAAAUUCACCAACGUCACGAACGGCAUCACGCCCCGAAGGUGGCUGCACCAGGCGAACCCGAGGCUUUCGGAUUUGAUUUCUAGCAAGAUAGGCGGCUACGGCUUCCUGAAGGACCUCACGCUCCUCAACAAGCUCGAGGCGUUCGUCGACGACAAGGAGUUCAGGAAGGAGUGGGCCGAGAUCAAGUACGCCAACAAGGUGCGGCUCGCCAAGUACAUCAAGAACACGACGGGCGUCACGGUGAACCCGUCGUCACUGUUCGACGUGCAGGUCAAGCGUAUCCACGAGUACAAGCGGCAGCAGCUGAACAUCUUCGGCGUCAUCUACCGGUACCUGAAGCUCAAGGCCAUGAGCCCCGAGGAGAGGAAGAAGCAGCUGCCGCGCGUGUCGAUCUUCGGCGGGAAAGCGGCGCCGGGCUACUGGAUGGCGAAACAGAUCAUCCACCUCAUCAACAGCGUCGGCGCGGUCGUCAACAAGGACCCGGAUAUCGGCGAUCUUCUCAAGGUGAUCUUCUUGGAGGACUACAACGUCAGCAAGGCGGAGAUGAUCACCCCCGCUUCCGACAUUAGCGAGCACAUCUCAACUGCCGGUACCGAGGCUUCCGGAACUAGCAACAUGAAGUUCGUGCUGAACGGCGGCUUGAUUAUCGGAACAUGCGACGGAGCCAACAUCGAAAUCACGCGUGAAAUCGGGCAAGAGAACAUCUUCCUCUUCGGCACGCUGUCGGAGGACGUGGAGGACCUGCGGCACGCGCACACGUACGGGACGCACGCGAUCGACGCGGGGCUGCAGGAGGUGUUCGAGGCGAUCGGCGGGGGGGCGUUCGGGGACUCGAACGACUUCAACGCGCUGAUGUCGGCGGUGCGGGACCACGGCGACUACUACCUGGUGUCGGACGACUUCCAGUCGUACCUCGACACGCAGCGCAUGGUCGACGACGAGUACCGCAACCAGGACGAGUGGGUCUCCAAGUGCAUCCGCAGCGUCGCCCGCAUGGGCUUCUUCAGCUCCGACCGCUGCAUCAACGAGUACGCUGAGGGCAUCUGGAACGUCGAGCCGCUCGCCGUGUAG